CUGUGGCGGUACAAUGUACAUAUGUACAAAAAAGUGUUGAUAGAACAGAGAUCUUUCUUCACGAUACGAUCUAAGCAUGUAGUGUCUCCAUCUAGCAUGAUCUAGUAAAUGCCAAACAAAUGUGUAUAAUAUAAUAUUUAUGCUUUUUAACUCGAUGACGUAAAUGUCAUAAAUUGUAGGGACAAUAUGUCAUUUCUAUUGUUCAGUUGUUUUACAAAUUUCAGAAUCGUAAUCCAUUGAAGAUUCUACAACAAGCCACAGCUACAUGAAUUAGCUUUCGAUGAUCUAUACUGCGUAUUAUACGAAAUCAUAGAUUGUGAAAGCUGCAAAUGAAACGAUUAACUUAUUUGACGUCGACAGGUAUGUUUUAGGUGUUCUCCGAGAAAGCAAAAAGAAUCGGUAUACAAUUUAGGUUAUUGAAUUGCAUAACAAUGAAUAACAUUCUAUGAGAAUAAUAAGCAUUGUUUCUUUCGGAAAUAUGUAUUUUUCGUUUUGUCAAUUCAUAAUAACGUGCAUAAAGUUGGACUGCUUGUGACAUUACUUGUGACAUAGAUCUAUGUUUGUUUAUGAUAAUGUGGAUAGACUAGGAUGAUCUGAGAUUGAGCUCGAUCGAGUUUGAAAUUUUCGUUUACUGUUGACAUCGUUUAGUAUAUAAUAUAAAGGAUAAUGGACGUGGAAGAAAUAACGAAACUUAGCAAAUUGUUACGCGAAAAUGGAGACAAAGUGUUAUGUGCGUCCAGCAAGCUCUCCUUGUCAAGCUCAUUAAUCUUUGACUUGAACGAAGGUUUUAGUUUGAUUAUGAAUCAAGUGGAAGACUUGGAAUCUUCUUUCCAAGUAUGCAACAGUUCUAAAAUCGUUCUAUUCAGGGACCUGAAAUUUCUACAUGAUUUUGUGCAGAAAAUAGUUGGUCUAAAAGUGUUUGAAUGUCCAAAUAGUCCUAGGAUUCCUGUCGAUAUAUCAAAAUUCAGGCAUUUGAAGCAUUUGGAGCUGAAAAAGAUUGAUAUUAGGAGCGUGAAAGGACUGCAGGGAAUCAGGGGACAACUACAAAGUAUUAUCUGUACUGGAAAACAAGGUGUUUGUGCUAUAAAGCAAUUAUUAGCUAGAUGUGGCGGUGAUGCCAGUUUUGGAUUUGUCUGGAGUUCAUUAAAACAUUUAGCAUUACCUUACAAUGCACUAAACAAAUUGGAUGCAUCUAUGGAAUUCGCACUUUGGUUGCAGACACUAGACUUGAGUCAUAACAUGAUAACGUCUGCGGAUGAAUUGGCUUGUUUACCUAACUUGAAAUAUGUUAAUCUAGGGUACAACAAACUAGAGGCGGUACCUGUUUUCAAUAAAGCUGUAUCUCAUACAUUACGAAUAUUAGUAUUAAAAAACAAUUACAUAGAAAAUUUAGAUGGUUUGCAAAAUUUAGGAAAUUUAACAGAAUUAGAUCUAUCCUUUAACUGUUUGAUGGAUCAUUCGAGGUUGUGGGUCUUGGAAAAUAUGUCCACAUUGUUAUCGGUUUCAUUAAAGGGUAACCCUUUAUCGUAUCAUCCAAAGCAUCGAUUAUUAUGUAUGAAAUAUUUACAUUCGUGUUUAAGUGAUAGUCAGUUCGUUUUAGACCAUUCAUCGCUCUCCAAAAAGGAAAAGCAAAUCAUUACCAACAACCGACAGCGUACAACGAAAUUUGUACAAUCUACGUCAACUGAAUUCUUAGCUUCGACGUCAAAUUCAGUGAAUUCAACUGUCUUAUCUGUUUCUAUAAACUCGUCUACGUUAAGUGAAAACGGAGUAGGAAAGUCUACAGAAAAUAGUGUAGAAAAAUCCCUCAUCAAAAGAAAGAUCGUGAAAGAAGCUGUUAUCGCAGAAGGCGAACAAGAAAAGAAUGACUCUGGAGAACCUAACGCUUGUAGUUCUUAUCUAGAGACUUCAAAGCUCCAUUUGGAGACGAAAAAGGAAAUUUUAGCCUUAAGGAAUAAGUUUGGCGAACAGAACUGGUUAAGCAGUUAUGCUGGUACGUUCGUUCAAGAUACGGAUUUGCAAGCAUCUCCAUUUUUUUCGCUGACUUCGGAUUCUACAGACGAUAUUCUAGAAGAAACACUAAAUACUGAGACGUCUGGAAUGCCAUCAGACGAUGAUUCAAUUAAUAACUUGCAAGCAGAUGUAAGAGAAAAAUCUGUACAUUCGGUGACGGAAAAUAGCGAAAGCGAUAACGUUCAAGAAGCCCGUAAUGAGAAAUCAAACGAGUUUGAGGAAACUGUUUCCGCAACGGCGUUGAAUGAAGCAACAAAAGCUUUUGUAGAUCCUAAACCUAUUUUUGAUCCAGAAAAGGAAACAGGAGACAUAUACACAGUUCAAAAGAACAAAAACGAUCAUGAAUUAGAGAGUUUAUUCUUGAUAAUAUCAGUAGAUGACAUUAAAGAAAGAGAUUCACUUACGGGAAAACUAAUAAACAGUUGGUCUACAAAGUCAGUGUUAUCGUGUGUAUUGGGUAGAAGUGAACCGAUCACAGUCGAUAUAAUAUUUGAUACGACUAGGGAACAUCGUCAAAAUAGAAGAUAUUUUGUGGAACCAGGGGAUGCAGAGAAAAUAGUGACUACACUUGCUGAAACAUUAAAGAAGCGGCCGAUAUUAUUGAAAGUUUUUAAAUGCAUGAAAUGUUCUACACAUUUUUCUCAAGAUACUGAAUACGUUACUACAUUAAGCAUAGGUGUAAAACAAUUAAAAUGUCCUACUUGCGAAAGUACUUUGGUCAUAGAAACGGACGAAUUGUCAACAGUGGAUGUGGAAAACGAUUUUUCCGAAGAUUCAUCAGAGUGUUUGUCUAAAGAUCAAAAUUCAGAACACACUAUAAAAGCUAGAUUACAACAUUCUGAUUCUUAUUCUAGCAUUGGUGGAACGGAGGGUGGAGCUAUAUCCGUCACCACACCUCUGAUGCACUCCGAAUCUCACACUCAAGUACAAGUCAGCUGUUCUGCUACAAGCUUGGAAGAAUCCAGAGAAUCUACGCCAUCUGCAAAUGCGCUAAAUAAAAAGUAUGAAAGUGAUAUUGAAAUACUCAGCAAUCCGAGUGAGGGUAGUAUUGAAGUUUUGGACGAAGCAUCCAGAACUCACCUGACACCGCACAGGAAGCGUUCUUCAGAAGAAAGACGCACUGCUGUUGCUCCAUCUCUCUUAACCAUACCGGAUGCAAUACCAAUUAAGACUGGUUUAACUGAGAGUAGUUCUUCAGGUUCACUGACAGACAGUGUUUGUACUGCGUAUGAAAAUAAAAUAACUAGACAAGCUAACACAGAUGAGAAAUCCCUUAACACUAGUAACAAUAAAGAGACCAAAUUUGCAUCCGUAACUAAUUUGACGACUCUGCUAGGUGGUCUACUUCAAAGCAUAAAAAUUGAUAGUAACAAAUCAUUGAUGACGAAAGCAGAGGAAUCGUCGCAUUUCUUGAGCAAUAAUAUUCAGUAUUCUUAUACAGAUUUCAGCAGUAUAGAUCACAGAAUAAAACUACACAUUAUAUUGAAUAUAUUUAAGCACCAAAAUGAAGAACUUAUUCUUCUGCUUAGGGCGGACAUUCUGAUGCAGAAUGCAAAGGAUCCAUUUCCUGGAUGCCUUGUUUUAUCUACAUCGAAAGUUUAUGUUCUUCAAAUCGAUGGAUCGGAAGGAGAAGAUCCACAACGUUGGUUGCACAAGGAAGUCAGUUGGACGAUGGAUAGGCUAAGGUCCUUUGCACCGUUGCCCUUCAAACAGGGUGUCUUAAUUGAAUUGGAACAGCCUAAUAAAUUAAAUGAACAGCUACAGCCAACUAUUCAAUUUUUAUGCAUUCUGCAAGAUUUUCAGAGAACGUCUAAUUUUCUGUUUUAUAUCUCUGACAUGUCUUUACCACCAAGUUGUGAGAUUGAAUUCGCUGUGCCAGAACAUUGCACCGCAUCGAUGCAUCAACUAUUAAAAAAUUGCAAGAAUUAUCAGGAUGGAGAUGCUGUUAGACUGUUAGCAUUGUUCCGUUCUGGCUCGAUAAAGUGCCAACAUGACGAACUGCAAGAAAAACUGUCCUCUUUCAUCGUAACCGCAAACGUUUUAGUGAUAUGCAAUAUGCACUGGCUUUUGCCAGACAAUAAAGAAGUGCCACGCUUAAUUAGGGAACAGCCUCUAAGCAAUUUAGUCGGAGUAGAACAUAACGAUUUAUCGUUAACGUUGAACUUCUUGGACGAGAUAGCAGGUCAGGAGGAAUUAUGGGUUUUAGAUUUUGUGUCUGUAAAUGCUGCCGAAACUGUUAUUAAUUCUAUAAGACCGCCGUGGGAAGAAUUGUUCUCGAUUCCUUUACAAAUUACUACUUGUAAAACAUCUGACACGACGGACACGUGAAAUGAUUUUUAACGCGUAUGAUUCUAGUCUAAUGAAACACAUCAAGCCAUUAUUAAUCAAAUGCAAUCAAUUGUCUUCUUACUUUUCUCGUUCGA
This is a messenger RNA of Megalopta genalis, 4436 nucleotides long. RefSeq lists its product as uncharacterized. The record is from RefSeq and is a predicted model, not a curated record. Gene Ontology annotation, cellular component: cytoplasm. Gene Ontology annotation, molecular function: protein binding. NCBI's taxonomy places the organism in Eukaryota, Metazoa, Arthropoda, Insecta, Hymenoptera, Halictidae.